This is a messenger RNA of Cryptococcus deneoformans JEC21, 2614 nucleotides long. RefSeq names its product transcriptional activator, putative. The record is from RefSeq and is a predicted model, not a curated record. The transcript has 8 exons. Gene Ontology annotation, cellular component: nucleus. Lineage: Eukaryota; Fungi; Basidiomycota; Tremellomycetes; Tremellales; Cryptococcaceae. The coding region runs from base 103 to 2310 and encodes 735 amino acids. Gene Ontology annotation, biological process: positive regulation of transcription by RNA polymerase II. Gene Ontology annotation, molecular function: DNA-binding transcription factor activity, RNA polymerase II-specific; zinc ion binding; transcription cis-regulatory region binding.
UUUUGUUGUACUGUCACUGCCGUCUCAAUCUCGUUCCAAGGAAGCUUAAAAACACCCAUAAAAAGCCUCUCUGUCUGUUUUACUUCUCUGUAACCUGCGAUCAUGUCGCCACAGCAACGAGCGUCGUCGCCCGACGUGUUGGCAUCACCUGUCACUCCUGGAAACGUUUCGACAUCUACUACGAAUGCGAACUCUGCUGCUACAUCUUCGAACAAUGGAGCACCCCAAGCUGUAUCUGGAUCACCAGCAAACGGAAAUCAAACACUGAGCCCUGGGAGAAAAAGGCGGAAGGUUACACGGAGUCGAUUGGGAUGUCUUACAUGCCGCAAGAGGAGAAAACUUUGUGAUAUGGCAAAACCUGUCUGUCAGGCGUGUACCCGAUUGAAGAUUCAAUGUAGUUGGCCGUCAGAAUCAGCUUCCAAGCCUCCUCGAUCAUCUUCGCAAAGACAAUCUCAAACGCCGGCUGUCAGCGAAUCCCCUUUCGUACCUCCUACAGAUCUCGAUAACAUGACCCAUAGUAUAUCUCCGUAUAUGUCUUACGGUCCAACUUCCACAAUACUGCCUCACUCCUACACCCCUUCGCAAGCUUCUGCUCCGAGUACUGCUGCUGCUGGACCUCUUUCGGCGUCGAAUACUCUGGAGGAUUUCACUCGUAUCUUUGGACAUAUAGAAGAAGAUCGGGCCGGAUUGCAAAUGAAUGAACGAAAUGUUCGGCCCUAUGCCAUUUAUAGUGCAUCUGCAGUCCCAGAAGUUGGUCUACCACCGGAACUGAACACAGAAGCCGAGGUGAUGGAUUGGUUAAAUGGUAGUUGCAGCCUUGACGAGUCGAUGCUCCAACUAUGGGCUGCUGAUUGCCUAGCAGUACCCACUACGCAAACGUUUAACGCCUUCGACUCUCUCAACAACCUCUUGCAACCUACACCCCCAUCCCAAGAUCACGUCGACGCUUCUCAUCCGGCUCCAUCCCAUGGUCCCUCCGAUCCUCAGCCUCCUCAACCCAUUUCUCGUCCCGAAUCUGGUCGUCAGUCCCCUUCACAUUUUCAUUCCCCAUCUCGUCGUAGCGAUCGAGGCACUCCUACAAGCCAGCCCCAAACCGCCCUCUUACACUACUUCCACGAUUCUCUCGCUAGACUUGUUUCCUGUACCGGGGAUGCUUCCUCAAAUGCCUUUGAAGCAUUUACAAAGCUUUCAAAUAUGGCCGCUGGGCAAGGAUCAGCCGGUCAGGGGUUACAUCUGUCUAUCCUUGCGUGGGCGGCUCGACAUGCUGUGAACAGAGGACUCGUAAAGUACGAAGCAGCGAGUGAAAAAUUUAGUUCGCAGUCGGCAACAUUGGUGAAUAAUAGAAUGAGAGAUUUGUUUGAUGGAGAUGGUAACGAGAGAAGGAGCGGAGCAAUGCCUAAUCAUGAAAAGAAUAGAGAGUAUAUGACAUUGUUGGCGUCUAAUCUGAUGCUGAUGCAAUUCAAGAUAUGCCGUGGUGAUGUAUGGGGAUUCGAUACGGUGGUUCGGCAUCUGACUGUGCUCGUACCAUUUGUCUUUCGGACAGAGAAAGACUUCCAAGCCGAGUCAAUGCAUCACCAGUUCUUUGAGAAUGUCCUAUAUCAUGAUGUUCUGGGCUCAUUCAUCCUCAAUCGCGCUCCCAUGGUCCCCUCCUCCCUCGUUAGCCACUACUGCAGUUUUAACCUUGAAGCUCUCAAUACCCUCACUGGGGCCAGCUUACCGCUUUUCUCCACAAUGCAUCGCCUUGCAGCUCUAGUGCGACAACGAAGAGGAAGGAGAGGUAAAGGAUGGAGUGACGAAGACUUGUUUGAUGCGUUGCAGCGAGCGAUGGAGCUGGAGAAGGAUCUAACAGAUGAAAAGAAGAGACUCGAUGCGCUCUUAAUUGCUAAACCGCAUGUCAAGCCUCAUCGUUACCUGCACGAAGCAUUCCGAUUGACAUGCCUCAUCCAACUCCACCACGAUGUCCUCUGUGAGCCCCCUUCAUCUCUGCACAUUCGCCUCCUCGUCCGGCAAUCCCUUUCAUUGCUUGAAACAAUGAUAGAUCAGAGCUUGCCAGGGUUAUGUUCAGCCCACUGGGUGAUAUUCCAGACGGCGUUGUGCUGUGUUGCCGGAGGACAGGAUAAAGCCGAACUGGAUGAUCGCGAGACGGUGGAGCGGAUAUAUGAUGAUAUCUUACAUGAGUACGGGUUUCUCAACGUUGAGCGAUCACGGAAAAUUGUUCAUGAAGUUUGGGCGAGAAAUCAGGAUGGACAAUUGCAUAUGGAUUGGUUAGAUCUUUUGGAAGAAUAUGAUUGGGAAAUCUUUGUUGUUUGAUUUACGCCACGUAAUCAUCUGUAAUCUCCUUGUCUCAGCAGUCUCGUUGUCUCGUGAGGGCCCCUGCAGCCUGAUCACAUAAUAAUAAAGUCGAUGCUUGCGCAUGUUGCAAAUUGCCAAACAACCGGCUUUCCAUUUGUUAUUCCUGAUAUUGGGCCGUCUAGCUCCCAAUUCGAUUUCAACCACACUUGGCUGAUCAGUCAAACACAGUCACCGAAAUAUGCACUCGUAAAAUCAUUCCAAGUCCAGUAGUAUUUGAGCAGUCGAGAUGAUGAUCGUCCCCGCGGCCCCAUGAAAUACUUCC